AUGGUACUGGAGUGGACAUCAAGAACUGCAUACGCCUUCACGGAGCUCGUCUUCUUCUUGGUCAUUUGCUCCAUCGUUUUUGCGACCAUUGCCAUCAUUUUCGUCGUCAUCCUGCUGGCACACUGGAAGAAAAACUCUUUCUUUUCUCUCUUACGCCCCCUGUUCGAAAAUGUCUUCACGUCCGCCAUAGCUUUCUCCCAGAGAAGCGAGGAAAAGGUGAACAUAGUGUUUCUCGGAAAUGAGCAGUUGGGUGAUGAGUUUUUCACGGGAAAACUGAAAAAUGGACUCGCCAGGGUGUGGGUACACAUCUACUUCAUCCUCCUCUGCAGUAUUGCCGUUCUCUGGUUCGCUACCGUGUUCUCGGAUGGCGUUCUUUAUCGCAAGACGGGGACCUGCCUCGACCUGAACGUGCGAGACAGUGACGCGCGCUGUUUCCUUCUCUCCACCACCGACGUCCCGCCCGACGUCCAAGAGAUCAUUGACGAGGAGGAGGGAGAGGCCGUCCCGUGCCAGGAAGUCCAGAAAUAUCUGAUCCUCAAUGACAGUACCUACGAUCUCGAAGUAAUCUGCUAUCUGGCUCGCCUCAGUCCCCUCCCUGCCCUCGGUGUGGCGUACGGUACCAUGAAAACUAUCAUAUUCGCGACUAUUUCACUGCUCACCGUCUUCCUCGCUAUUUCUAAGAAAGUUAGAGCACCGGACAGGUCCGUGUUCUUCAUUCGCAUUAUACAUUGUUUUCAAAUUGGGAUUUCAGUCUUGAUUAUCGUGGUAAUAGUAGCCAUUGUUUCAAGUCUUCAUGAAACCAACCAAAGGAACACCACUUUUGAUUUCCUGCGGGGUGAGCGGUUUUAUCACUCUUCAGUUGUCGGACUUGGGGCAAUAACAAUCUUUGUCACUUUUGGACUCUUUCCCUGGUGGGCCUUCAAACCCCUUGAAAGGUUCAAGCCUGCAGGGCAAGGCAGGAGCAAUGAAAAUGAUCAAGGGGAGAAUGAAGAUAUUAAGCUUGAUAACAUCCACCGUAUGAUAUUGCUCCACCAAUUCUCCAUCGGAUAUCGAGAGGAAUAA
Molecule: messenger RNA, 1062 nt
Organism: Geodia barretti
Lineage: Eukaryota; Metazoa; Porifera; Demospongiae; Tetractinellida; Geodiidae
Source: the annotation of a GenBank genome assembly